This is a messenger RNA of Funneliformis geosporum, 2163 nucleotides long. Lineage: Eukaryota; Fungi; Glomeromycota; Glomeromycetes; Glomerales; Glomeraceae. The record is from the annotation of a GenBank genome assembly.
AUGAAAUUCGGUAGCCAACUUAGAGAAGCCUUAUACGGUGAAUGGAACGAGUCAUAUCUGGAUUAUGACGGUUUAAAAAAACACCUAAAACGUGGCGAGAAGAAAGAAGGAGGAUAUACUGAAAAAGAUGAAAGUGACUUUGUUGAACGAUUAGAUAAAGAAUUAGAAAAGAUUUAUGCUUUUCAAAACUCCAAAUAUGAAGAAAUUAAAGUACGCGUCCAGGAUUGUGAAAAUGCUGUUUCAAGUAUAAAUAACGUCUCCUUUAUGAACGUACCUAAUAAAUAUGCCGAAGUUGAACGAGAAAUUAAUGAUAUUACUGAAGUAUUAAAUGAACUUGCCAAAUAUGCUCGUUUAAAUUAUACUGGAAUUAUAAAAAUUGUAAAGAAACAUGACAGACGUACAAAUUAUAUUUUGCGUCCAAUGUUUAGUGUUCGUUUGAACGCACGCCCAUUCUAUAAAGAAACCUACGAACCAAUCAUCGUUCGGCUUUCUAAGCUCUAUCAUAUUGUUCAUCAAGGGUUAGGAGCCGAUCAACCUACUGGUGAACGUCCUUCUACCCCAAAUUUCUCAUCUUUACCAACGUCAUCAUGGAAUCCUUCCACAGUUAUGCCAUCCCAAGAAAAAGUCUUGCGUCAUUCUUAUAAUUAUUGGGUGCACCAAGAUAAUAUUAUGGAAGUUAAAACUACAAUUCUUCGUCACCUUCCUGUUUUAAUUUAUAAACCUGGUUCUGAUUCGUCGGUAACAUCAAUUUAUUUUGAUAAUGAAUUAUUUGAAUUUUAUCAAGAUAAAGUUGAUCGUAAGCCAGGUGGUCAAACUAUAAGGUUACGAUGGUACGGUAAUAAAUCGAAUACCAAUGAUAUUUUUGUUGAAAGAAAAAUACGCGAACAAGGGGAAGAUGAGAUUAAAGAUAGAUUUUUAAUCAAGGAUAAGUAUGUUGAUGCAUUCUUAAAAGGAGAUUAUUCCAUGGAUAAAAUGAUCAAGAAAAUGAGGGAAGAUCCUUCAAAAACGGAAGAUGAUAUUCAACAUUUUCAAAACUUGAUUAAAGAUAUUCAAGAUACUAUUAAGGAAAAAAAAUUGGAAUCUAUUCUUCGUACUUAUUAUAAUCGUAUGGCGUUCCAAAUUCCUGGUGAUCAUCGUGUUAGAAUUUCACUUGAUACCGACUUUUAUAUGAUUCGCGAGGAUAAUUUUGAUGAUGUACCCCGUCGUAAAGAUAAUGAAUGGCGUCGUUCGGACAUUGACAAUGAUCAAUUUGGUAAACUUCCAUCAUCUGAAUGUUCAAAGUUUCCUUAUGCUUUAUUAGAAGUCAAACUUAGGUUAGACGAAGAGGAACAAGAACCAGGUUGGGUUAAAGAAUUGAUAAACAGUCAUUUAGUUGAGGAAGCUCCCCAAUUUUCGAAAUAUGUUCAUGGAGUUGCUACAUUAUUCACUUCUCAAGCACCCUCUCUACCAUAUUGGCUACCAAAUAUCGAUAAAAAUAUUUUGAAACCGCCAAACGCUCGUCAAUUUCAAGAAGAGGAUUAUCCUGAACCAUCUACCUCUUCUGCAUAUACAGCAGUUCGUCCGAAACGAACCAUGUCAGGAAAAAAUGUCAUUAAUGUCGAGGUUGUAGGUGAUAGUAGUAAUAGAAGCAGGAAAAACAAAGGUAAAGCCGUUGAUUAUAGCAUUGAAGAAGAAACGGUGGCUCCCGAAAUAGUUGUUUUACCACCAAAUAUUCGUAUACCACGUAAGAUUAUCACACCUGUGCGUGUAGAGCCCAAGGUUUUCUUUGCAAAUGAAAGAACCUUUUUCCACUGGAUGAGAUUUAGUGUGUUGCUAGGCUCGUUCUCUUUGGCAUUGUUUAAUGCCGGUGGCCCUGACGACAAAGUGGGAUUUGUGUGUGGAUUUUCUUAUGCAAUUAUUAGUAUCGUUGUGUUGAUAUAUUCUUUAGUAAAAUACAAUGAGAGGCUCACAAUGAUUAAUAACAGACAUCCUGGUCCUUAUGAUGAUCUCCUAGCGCCUCCAUUGGUUUGUCUUGCGCUAUUUUUUGCCGUGGGAAUGAAUUUCUAUCUCAAGUAUAAUCCCAGAAUGGUUGAAGGUAGUAAAAGUAUCGAAAAUGAUUUUAACGUUUAUAAUAAUUUAAAUGCCUCUUCAAUUCCAAUUUUGUUCAAUACGCAAAAUGUAUAA